AUGCCCACCCCUUUAGAUCGAGCUUUGAAUUCUAAGAACCUUUUCCUUGGGUUCGCAGGAAUGGUCACCGCAGUCGCAGCAUUUAGUAUAUGGGGCAGCGAUGUCCUUCCUGCCCAGGCCGAUCCCACUGGAAACCCAGAAGAUUGGACAAUGGAUGAGAUAACAAGGUGGCUCAGAGCGCGAGGAUUGCUACCAAACGAGAAUGCGACGCGUGGGGAGCUACUCGAAAGAGUGAAAGCGAACCUUCGCAUACCGCGCAAGACGGCGCCGGCGUCGUAA
Messenger RNA from Penicillium brevicompactum, 279 nucleotides. Its product is annotated as Ish1 domain-containing protein. Bases 1 to 279 code for a protein of 92 amino acids. Lineage: Eukaryota; Fungi; Ascomycota; Eurotiomycetes; Eurotiales; Aspergillaceae. The record is from RefSeq and is a predicted model, not a curated record. The transcript is spliced from 5 exons.